AUGGGUGCCAUUCCAGAAGUCGACCCCGAUGAGCCUGUUGAGGUUAAGCCCUUCAAGUUCGUCACUGCUGGCUUCGAUGCCCGUUUCCCUCAGCAGAAUCAGACCAAGCACUGCUGGCAGAACUAUGUCGACUACUACAAGUGUGUGAACGCCAAGGGAGAGGACUUCCGCCCCUGCCGUCAGUUCUACCACGCUUUCCGCUCGCUCUGCCCCAAGGCCUGGACUGACCGCUGGGACACUCAGCGCGAGGCUGGCAACUUCCCCGCUCAACUCGACAAAUAG
Penicillium oxalicum is the source of this 282-nucleotide messenger RNA. Its product is annotated as cytochrome c oxidase subunit VIb. Bases 1 to 282 code for a protein of 93 amino acids. The record is from RefSeq and is a predicted model, not a curated record. Lineage: Eukaryota; Fungi; Ascomycota; Eurotiomycetes; Eurotiales; Aspergillaceae. Gene Ontology annotation, cellular component: mitochondrion; respiratory chain complex IV. The transcript has 6 exons.